CUCCGAAACGGUUCUCCACAAGGAGUGGUUUCCGUUGCAUGUUCGACAGUCGACUAGGAAGUGCUGUUCCCGGUGUCUUCCAAAUCUCGUGUCUGUCCAAUCAUAUCUGAACGUUUACGCCUUCCUAGCUAUCUUCCAGUCAAGCCCCUAUUCCCCUUCGCCGCGAGGUGUAACAUGCGCCUCGUCGCGCUGAACGCUCGGGACUACCGCGGCUCCUCGUCCUUCAACGACUCAGAGCUGGCUGCGUUGGAAAGUCCAGACCUGCAGAGCCAGCGAUCCGUGGUGCGAGCUUGUGGGCGGGAGCUCGCUGCAUUCCUCGUUUGGUUCAUCGAGCAUGAGAAGCUUCCACCGUUGUCUGGGUCAACGGAGAAUGGUGCGGGGCGCCGCGGCGGGAUCUCCGUGCUCGGGUGGUUGUUUGGUAGCGCAUCUUCAUUGUUGUAGGCGGGUGCGCUUCCGGAGAAGGAGCGUAACUUAUUGGGCGCAUGUCCGCGGAAGAGCUCACAAGUACGACGGAUCCCGCUGCAUUAGCACACUCGACACUCGCCUUCACGCGGGUCGACUCUCAAGUAUAUGAGGAGAACAUGCAGGCCGCGCUGUGGGAUAGGUCGGUCUGGCCGGAGGUGCGGGUCGCGCUGGUGUGGUGCGACGCGUCGGUGGGCCCGACGAUGUUGGCGGGCUGGUAUCUGGCCAAUAUGGUGGCGACGCGGUGGCCGGCGAGGAGCAGGAAGGUAGAGUUGGUGAGAUUUGAGGGGGGCGAAUCAUUUCCCGCAUCGGGACAAGCCUGAGGAUAUGGUGCAGCUUCUGGGAAGGACAGCCUGACGAGUACGG
Messenger RNA from Fomitopsis serialis, 828 nucleotides. RefSeq lists its product as uncharacterized. The transcript has 2 exons. Bases 483 to 785 code for a protein of 100 amino acids. Lineage: Eukaryota; Fungi; Basidiomycota; Agaricomycetes; Polyporales; Fomitopsidaceae. The record is from RefSeq and is a predicted model, not a curated record.